Leptidea sinapis is the source of this 1742-nucleotide messenger RNA. RefSeq lists its product as uncharacterized. Lineage: Eukaryota; Metazoa; Arthropoda; Insecta; Lepidoptera; Pieridae. Gene Ontology annotation, biological process: oogenesis; negative regulation of translation. Gene Ontology annotation, cellular component: perinuclear region of cytoplasm. The coding region runs from base 58 to 999 and encodes 313 amino acids. Gene Ontology annotation, molecular function: zinc ion binding; mRNA binding. The transcript has 7 exons. The record is from RefSeq and is a predicted model, not a curated record.
CCCGGGGUGCGUUGAACAUUAGAAAACUGUGGUGUACUAUAAUAACUUUAAUCAAACAUGGAAGAUAUUAAUAAUAUGUCUCAAUUUACAAGUCCAAGUGCUACGAGGGCUACUAGUACGGAGUGUCUUAGUCCGCCUGAGAGCAGUAACGUGGUAAAUGUUCAACACAGCGCGUUCUCACCAUCGGCGCAGCCGUUCCAGAGUAGAAUGCAGCGUUCCGCGUCCAUCGUGACCCAGCCAGAGCCGAGCAUCGCUGACACAGCACCAUCGAUGGGCGACGUCAACGAAUGGAUGAUGAACUCUAGAAUGAUGCCCGAAUCGGAUAUCUUUGGGGACAUGGGAUCCAAUCAUAACAAUGACAACCUAUUUACUUUUGUAGAUUCAGAGGGCAAUAGAUCCGGUACCGCAUCACUAGCGCACCUUUGGAGUGGCAACUCUAGCGAGGCAACGAAGUCCGAAGAUCUCAUCAGCUCCUUCGACUUUCUGGUCAAAAGUCUGUCGGCAGCCAACAACUUCUUAUCUAUGUUGACGCGCGACCAGCUGUUCGUGCUUCGUUCCAUCAGUCCGUCCCUACUGUAUCAGUUACUUCAAGAGGUAGCCAAUGCCAGGGAUGACAGACGCCACCGGCGCGCCCUUCCUAAUGAGUGUGCGUUCUGCAAGAACAACGGCGAGAACGAGGAGUGCUACACGUCGCACUCUCUGAAGGACUGGCGCGGCCGCGUGCUGUGCCCCGUGCUCCGAGCGUUCCGCUGUCCGCGCUGCAGAGCCACCGGCGACCGCGCGCACACCAUCAAGUACUGUCCGGAGGCCGCAGACGCAGGUAUGGAGCAUUCUGGGAAUCUAUCGCGUCGCCGCGGGCAGGUUGUUUCCCCGGUUAUGUCCGGCACUGGAAGCCGUGCAUCAUACAGCGUUCCCACUGCUACGCCUGCUACGUCGCCUCUGCCGAGUACUACAGAUCGAAGCUCUUUCAACUUUCUAUCUCAUUUUGGCUUCCAAUAGCUACAUCCAUUCCUACAGCCUUACCUACAAAUAUUUUGUUUUAAUAUAAUGACUAUGUAUGACAAGCACUAAAGCAAACCGUUUGUAGGUAAAUAAAGCUAUGCCACAUUAAAGGAGCCACAUAUACCUUACUAAAAGCGAGUAAGUGAAAAGUAUUUAACAAAACAAAUGAUUUUCAGUAAGUUAAUAGAAGAGAUGUGGCGAAUGUUAUUGUGCAAAUACUUUAAAUACCUGACCUGGCGAUCCUAUUGAUAAUUUGAUCAUUGACUAUUAACUGUAUAGAAGUUUUAUGUUUUAAUUUCGCUGCGGAGUUCAUUUUACUACUUCAAGUAGAAAAUCGAACAGUACAAGCACUGUUUAAGGUCUUUGCCCACAACGAUAUGUACCUUAAAUUUAAAAAAAAUAUGACGCUUAAAAUAGCAUUGUUAAAUCAAGUCGUUAUAGAUGUCCUAUUGUUUUGGUACACUGUUGUUAGCAGACUCCUUAUAGACUUCUAUUAUUAAUUCAAAUAAUUGUUAGUAUGCAGGUCAUAUACAAUAUCAUUUGAACAAGUCUACACCAAAAUUAAAACAUAAGACUUAACUUAUCAGUAUACAUUUUUCAUUGGAAGUUAUUAGAGCCAUUUUAAUGCAAGUUUUUUUUACAAUAGAAUAUUUUUCAAUCGUUCAAAUUCAAUUCAAAUGUUUCAUUUUACGGUGUCAUUAUUCUAUUAUUGUGCAAGUUGUACCAAAAUUUAUAAUACA